AGUACGCAUCCCGUCAACCGCGCUUGCCGGUCGUGCUUUUCUGCUGCCGCUGGUGCUGGACCCAAGGCCUGGUUCUGCUGCAUUCUCGCAAGCCUUUGACAUCAUCCUUUUAUAUGCGCGAAAGCUGCUUUGCAGGGUUAUCUUAUAUUUGCUAGCGUUAUAUAUAUCUAUUCUAAUAAGUAUUUUGAUGGUAUUUUGAUUGUGUUAGUCGCGUAUUUGCCGAUCUUGCUGUCCUUGUUCGCGACCUCUUGCUUUGUUCAACCCUAGCGCGGAUUUCCCUGAUUCAACGUAUAUAUAGUGCUGACUAGAAGGUAGCCUCCUUUCGUUUGUGAAAAAGCUCAGAUUUAUUUUCUCGCAGUCUUUUUUUUUCUUCUAGGUGUCAUUUUAGAUUGCACUGCUUGCAACAUGACACGUGUUUUGGUUGCCGGUGACUCGGUGGUGAAAUACGCGGACCAGUAUUUCCCAUCGCGUCGUAGUUUGUCAGUCAGUGUUGCCGCGCAUAGAGGAGUAAGGAUUGAGCAUUUGCUGUCAAUGAUUGCUGACAAGCUAGCUGGUUUUGAUGUUGUCAUUGUGCACGUUGGCACUAACAACACUGUUGACAGUGUCAGCGCGUGCAUGGACAAGUAUCGCCAGCUCGCUCAGGGGAUCAUUGAGAGAAAUCCCAUGGUGCAUGUAGCUUUUUCUGCCAUUCUUCCUCGGGGGCAGAAUCAGUACAGCUCAUGGGAAGCUCAGUCCUCAUGGUUGCAUGACCUGAAUGGUGACUACAAAAGGAUUAACAGUGCCCUGAUGCAGUACUGCCACGAGUGCGGCUACACAUUCCUGGGUGGUCUCGUGGACAACUGGCCCAGUUGCCUGAGCAGAGAUGGUGUCCACCCGAGCCGCUUUGGUAACAAGGUGCUGGCAGACUUCCUGUACCAGGGGGCCUGCACCCUGUCCAUCCAUCUGGAGAGAAGCCGCAUCCAGCAGUCCUACAAGGAGACCCAGGCACCUUCUUCAUGGACCAGUUGGACUCGGCAGGACAGCAUCCCUGCCAUCUCCGAGGCUGACUUUCCCCCGCUUGAGGCACGGCACCAACCAGCCUACCAGAACCCUUCAAGGUGCUGGAUUUUCACUUGUUGGCGGUGUCCGUGUCCGUUGCAAGGGAAGCAAGGCUUGGUUCACCUGGGACAGCCUGCCUUCCCCCACUUUCCAUGGCACAAGUGUACCAAGUAGGGGAAAAGCCGAGGGGAGGUCUGCUGAGCCAAUGAUCCCUGGUCGAGGUGCAAGCACCACUUGUGUCUGGAAAACUAGGAGAGCCAC
This is a messenger RNA of Dermacentor andersoni, 1299 nucleotides long. The record is from RefSeq and is a predicted model, not a curated record. Lineage: Eukaryota; Metazoa; Arthropoda; Arachnida; Ixodida; Ixodidae.